Molecule: messenger RNA, 604 nt
Organism: Schistocerca gregaria
Lineage: Eukaryota; Metazoa; Arthropoda; Insecta; Orthoptera; Acrididae
Exons: 3
Coding region: 65-604 (179 amino acids)
Source: RefSeq, a predicted model, not a curated record
AAGACGUCCAGCGUACACGUGUCUUCCUGACACCGGAGUUGCACCAGUGACGUCGGAGAGCGCCAUGGAAGAAGAGGAGCACACGACGCAGUGGGCGUUGUUCUUCCCGCUGCAGGCGGGCAUGUCUGCCUUCAAGUCGUCGCUGUCCCCGUCGCCAGACUCACCGCAGCCGCCUCCGACGCCGCCCCCCACGUACCACCAGCCGGCGCGGCACGGGCUCCGGCGCCGCUCCAGCCUACCCGAUCUGGACAAGCUGUCGCCGGCGCUGGCCAGGCUGCGCCCGGGGGCGGCGUCGGCAACCGGAUCGGCGCCCCACUCGCCGGGAGGCAGCAUCGGCGACCUGAUGAACCUCAAGUGCUUCGGCUGCACGCCCACGGGCGGCGAGGCCACGGUGUCGCGCACCGUCCCCCUGUCCACGCUGGGCAACGCCGCCCCCGGCGCCGGCGCCGCCUCCGGCCCCCGGCGCCGCACGGCGCCGCCCCCGCCGCCCCCGCGCAGGCCACUCUCCUGCUCGCAGCGCACGGAACGCCUGUCGCGUCUCAUUCGCCAGAGCCAGCGCGAGCCACGACCGGUUCCCCAGCGAGGAAUUCAGACGCUGGUUUGA